AUGGAACCAUUAUACGCGGCUGGUUGUCGUGAUUACCCGGACUACAACGAGUGCGCAUUGUUUAUAAAGCUAGCCACUUUCACACCGGCUCAGGGCAUUCUCACCUUCACAGUCAUCUGCGGCUUUCUAAAUCACUAUGUCUUCUGUUCUUCCCGGCUUAGGACCAUCUAUGGACCUAAAUAUCUGGCGCUGGCGCGGGACGAGCAGCGACGCGUGGGCGUUCUGCACGUGGGCAUAGUCAUGAAAGUCACUGCUUUUUGCCUCCUAGCAACUCCUCUCUAUUUCAUCCAACUGCGAAACCACACCUGGUUAGAUCCAGGCCCGAUCCCUUGUUUGACACUUGCGGAAAUGGCGGCUGGAGCAAUAGCGUCUUUCGCGGCACUGAGCCUGUUCGACCUAAUCUACAGUGACAACAUCAAACUAGUUUAUGUCCUGCAUCACUUAGGUCUCCCACCGGUGGCUCUUCAAGGGCUCUUUGUUCUCCAGGCAUUGUUCACGGCAACAAAGGUCAAGACGGCACAACGGAUUUGGGCUGUCUGCCAACGCCAGGCGCAAGCAAGUUUGCUCAAGCACCGGAAAUGCAGCCCGACCAUGCGGGAGAAGGUAGAGGCCGGUUGCAGUUUGUGUAAGUAG
Aspergillus neoniger CBS 115656 is the source of this 633-nucleotide messenger RNA. RefSeq lists its product as uncharacterized. The record is from RefSeq and is a predicted model, not a curated record. The coding region runs from base 1 to 633 and encodes 210 amino acids. The transcript is spliced from 2 exons. NCBI's taxonomy places the organism in Eukaryota, Fungi, Ascomycota, Eurotiomycetes, Eurotiales, Aspergillaceae.